CUACAACACUUCUCACAACUGCUUUUACACAACAUUUUCACAACAAGCGCAUCUUCCUUUUCCAGAGAGAGGGAGAGAGAGAGAGAAAUGGAGAAUCUAUGGCGAGCAGCAACAGGCCAAGAACCAAACCCAGAAGACUAUUCAGGAAUCGAAUUCUGGUCAAACCCAGAACGCUCCGGUUGGUUAACAAAACAAGGAGAUUACAUCAAAACAUGGCGUCGUCGUUGGUUUGUUCUAAAACAAGGUAAACUUUUCUGGUUCAAAGAUCCAUCUUCCGCCGCCUCUUCUUCCUCCGUCCCUCGUGGUGUUAUCAGCGUUUCAACUUGUCUUACUGUUAAAGGUGCUGAAGAUCUUCUUCAUAAAGCUUCUGCUUUUGAAUUGUCGACUCCUCACUCUACUAUGUUCUUCAUUGCUGAUAAUGAUAAAGAUAAAGAAGAUUGGAUUAAUUCUAUUGGUCGUGCUAUUGUUCUUGGUUCUAGAUCUCAUGCUGCUUCUGAGGUUAUUGAUUAUCAUCAAUCUCAAUCUCAAUCUGCUGCUACUUGAUCAGUUUUGUAUAUUAUAGUUCUGAAUCUUAAUAAUUAACCAAGUUGUAUAAGUAUUAUGUAUUUUAAUCUUAAUUUUUGUUUUUAUCAAUAAAUUUUGUUGCUUUUUUUA
Molecule: messenger RNA, 654 nt
Organism: Trifolium pratense (red clover)
Lineage: Eukaryota; Viridiplantae; Streptophyta; Magnoliopsida; Fabales; Fabaceae
Product: pleckstrin homology domain-containing protein 1-like
Exons: 1
Coding region: 88-543 (151 amino acids)
Source: RefSeq, a predicted model, not a curated record